AGUGAAGACGCAACUAAACUGCAUAUCUCAAUUUACAUAUUUGUUCGCACGUUUACAUGCUAAUUGCUGUCACUUUCACAUUGUUUGUCAGUCGACCGCGUAAAGAUUUUAAAGAUCGAUAGUUUACAUUUAAUGAAUCUUUUAAUUACGUGUCACACGCGUAGAUAACGCAGUUUAGUGUUGUUAUUUGUGUAACAUGUCAGAUUUUAUAGAGAAUCAAGUUCAAUCACUACUUGCCGGACAGGCUUUAGAAAUCGACGACACACAUAAUGUACACGUUCUUGCAAAUGACACAACAGACGUGAAAUCAGGUCAACUGACAUCACACAUUCCUAUUUGCCUGAAGACGGUGACGUAUAUUGUCGCCGCUGUUGUUAUAAAUGAUCAGGGUGAAAUGCUGAUGAUGCAAGAGGCCAAAGCCUCUUGCAGUGGAAAAUGGUACUUACCAGCUGGCAGAGUAGAGAAAAAUGAAGACCUGCUCAGUGCAGUAAAGAGAGAAGUCUUGGAAGAGACCGGACUAGUGUUAGCACCGACAACUUUGAUACUAGCAGAAUGUGCUAAUGGUACAUGGUUUCGUUUUGUGUUUACUGGCAAUAUAGUUGGUGGUAAUUUAAAAACACCUGAUCAAGCAAACGAAGAAUCUCUACAAGCAUGCUGGGUACGAAACAUAAAUGACUUGCCAUUAAGAUCUAAUGAUAUCAUCUAUUUACUGGACAGAGGCAAAAGUUAUGUUUUGAAUAAAACUGUUCCCCAACAUCCUCAGUUGAUGCCUGUAAUUAAAUCUCAUGCAAAACUACUGCUAAGGUUAAUAGUCACAUCUAAAAAAAGAGCAACGAACAGAUUGCAUGUACUUCUUUCUGACACAGAAAGAUAUGAUCUACCAACCUGUGAAAUAAAUCCAAAUCGUAGUUUAUUGUCUACUCUGCAUAGCUUUAUGACAGAAAUAUUCGGGAACGACGUAGCGCAACAUAAGCCACAUGGCCUGUUGUCUGUAGAAUUUAGCAGUGGACAAGGAGGAGACGGUUUGUGCUUAACAUUAUUGGUAUCCUUCAAAUUGCCUUUGGAAGACGUGCCUAUAAUCGGAAAGUACAUUUGGCAUGAACUUUCUGAAAACGUAGCAGAAGCUCUUGAAGCCCGUCUGCCGCGGAACAUGACCGUGCCGUUAAAGGUCGUACGUUAAUCGUACGUGAAUGUUGUAUCAAGCAAUAACAUUUGUUCUACGAAAGUAACCAUUAUAGCAGAAGACUCAAAAAAUCUUUUACUAAAACAAUGUUUAUAAACUUAACAUCAUAGUUACCCUAGUCUAAACCAAUGACUUUACAACAGAUAUUAAUACAUAAAUAACAUUCCAUAUUUUUAUCUAUAUAAAAAGCAAAGUAAUAAUUAUUGUAUAGGCAGCUAAAAUAUUAGUUUUACAAUGAUGAUAACAUGGGAUCAAACUUCUCACCUUAAAAGUAUUAUAAUUCAUUCCGAAUGAGGAAGAAAUUGUGUGCAGUCAUUAAUGUUAUAUAAAUUGUUAAAUAUCAAAGUAUUCAUGAUUUAGAUUGAAUAUGUUUAGAAGAAUAUGACUAAGAUUUAGAUGUUACAUCUGAAUCUUAAAAAUUGGAUAGGUAUAUGUAAUAUAAAAUAUAUGUAAUUUGAAUUAAAUUGUACAUAAUUGUAACAAAAGAAAAUUACAAAGAUCAAGCUCACUAGUUUAUUUAAAAAUUUAUUAUUAAACAUUACUACAGAUAAAAAUGGUUCAGAAAUAUUAAAUAGGAUAGAAUUUUAUAUUCAAUCAAUAUAAGCAUACAAUAGUUACAUAGUUUUUAACUUUUAUCUCACUUGCAAACUAUGUCACUCAAUAUCUGCUAUAUGAACGAUAUAGAAAAAUCGACAGUAAAUAGCUUAGUGAGACGGAUUUUGUAACAAUUAGAAAUAAAUAUAAAAAAUAGUGAUAACAAAAGCUCUAACGAGCAAUUUUAUCGUCAUUAAUUUACUAGGUAUAAAAUUGCACAUAGGAUUUUGAAAUCCAAACGAAUAUUUAAUAUUUGUUUCUCAUUGUUUGUGUUUUAUGUGAUCAAGAUAUGAUGAUUAUAAUUGAAUUAUUUAAUUCCAGAGAAAUUUAAGUUUGAUAUUAAUUAUAUUUUUGUAUAAACAAGACUAAUGAGACGCGAUAAAUAUACAAUA
This is a messenger RNA of Harpegnathos saltator (Jerdon's jumping ant), 2169 nucleotides long. RefSeq names its product 8-oxo-dGDP phosphatase NUDT18. Lineage: Eukaryota; Metazoa; Arthropoda; Insecta; Hymenoptera; Formicidae. The coding region runs from base 197 to 1180 and encodes 327 amino acids. The transcript has 4 exons. The record is from RefSeq and is a predicted model, not a curated record. Gene Ontology annotation, molecular function: 8-oxo-GDP phosphatase activity; 8-oxo-dGDP phosphatase activity.